UAGUGUUUUACUGAAUGAAGGCUAGGGGUCGUGCGCCUCCCUCUUUUUUUUCGCCCUCCUUCCCUCCUCCCUCUCCCUCUCCCUCUCACACAAUACGAACACAGAGACACAAUCGACCACCACCAGGAUUCCACCAGUUCGCGACCACCACCAGGAUUCCGACCAGUCGACCACCGCCUCGUCGCUGUCUUCCGCAACUCAAUCGCCUCAAACCUCUUCCUCUCCCUAAGCCUCGCAUUGCGGCCGCCGAGAGUAAUCGGUCACCAACUCACCAUUGAUUUGAGCUUUUAAGAUUGGCGCCACUCAGUUUGUACCAAUGUGGAAAUCACCUCCCAUGUCCUAUCUGGUUGGCCGUUUAACUCAGCUUGGAGUUAUUAGGGCCCAAGUUCUGACUUCUUCAUACAGCACGGCGGCACAUGCUCAACUAUAUCACCAUACAACAGGAAAGGCUGCUGUGUCAUUGGAGGAUCAACACAGCAACCAAGGGAUCCGUCAUUUUCCUGAGAAAAAUGCUGGAGGCGAAAACAGGAACCAAAUUGGAUGGAAUGUUUCUAGAAAGGAUAAGGUCAACUUUCUUGUCAAGACACUUCUUGAUCUCAAUGAUAGUAAGGAGGCUGUUUAUGGUACUCUUGAUGGAUGGGUUGCAUGGGAGCAAGACUUUCCUAUUGGAAAACUUAGGAUGGCAUUGAUUGCUCUUGAGAAGGAACAGCAGUGGCACCGAAUUAUUCAGGUAAUUAAAUGGAUGCUAAGCAAGGGACAGGGAACCACCAUGGGAACAUAUGGGCAGCUAAUACAUGCUUUAGAUAUGGACCAAAGACCAGAAGAAGCACACAAGUUCUGGAAGAAGAAGAUUGGCAUGGAUCUGCAUGCAGUUCCAUGGCAGUUAUGCAAAAGCAUGAUGUCUAUAUACUAUCGAAACAAUAUGUUGGAGAAUCUCAUAAAGCUUUUUGAGGGCCUGGAAGCUUUUGAUCGUAAACCUCCACAGAAAUCUAUAGUCAGGAAAGUGGCGGAUGCAUAUGAGAUAUUAGGCAGGCUUGAAAAAAAAGAGAGGGUGUUGGAGAAGUACAAUUAUCUCUUCACUGAGGAUCAAUCACGGAAGAAACCUAGAAAGGCCUUGUCUAAGGAGAAGAAGAAACUAGGCUAAAACUUAUAAUUGAAUGAGCUAUAUCAUAUAACUUAUAUCUAUGCCAAUGUAUACUAUUGUAUAUGCAAUUUCUUUGAUUAGUGGGAAUGCUCUGUUGGAUUGUGGUUUCAUGAUUCUGUUUCUCUUGGACCAAUAUGGACUGGCCAAUUUGGUUUGGUUUGGCUUUUAAUUUGUACUGUAUCCCAUGUAGUUUGGGUUUCUGAAUCCAU
Messenger RNA from Fragaria vesca subsp. vesca, 1353 nucleotides. Its product is annotated as pentatricopeptide repeat-containing protein At4g18975, chloroplastic-like. NCBI's taxonomy places the organism in Eukaryota, Viridiplantae, Streptophyta, Magnoliopsida, Rosales, Rosaceae. Bases 317 to 1144 code for a protein of 275 amino acids. Gene Ontology annotation, molecular function: protein binding. The transcript is spliced from 7 exons. The record is from RefSeq and is a predicted model, not a curated record.